ACCCUGGUAUCAGCGGCAUCCUCAUCAGUGUGUAGUCUACGCUCCUACUGUCAGCUACGCCAUGUCUCCGUACUUUGCACUAGUACUCCUAGCUGCUGCUGUGCUGUGCCCCGCUGAGGCAGAGGUAGUACGCGUGCAGAAGUGUCACCUGCCAGCUGCCAGUAGAUCGGCAUGUGUAGUUCAUGAAGUAAGGGUUGACCCUUGCCCUGAGGCACUUGAGAACCGGCCUUGCAAAAUAAGACUAGGAGCAAACUACUCAAUGAGCUUCGACUACACACCGACGUUUAGUGCUACAAGGGCAGGCAGUCAAGCAUCCAAAGUAAGUAGUAUAGUCGACAUUCCUUUUGAACAGAUGGACAUCAAUGGCUGCAAGUACACUACUUGCCCCAUAGAGGCGAAUAAGAGACAAGUCUACACAUACGCUAUAGAAGUUGGAACCCAGUUUCCUGCGGCCACCCACCAAGUCAAGUGGAAACUGUGGAAUGAAGACAACCACCAUCAGCAGUGUUGUUUUAAAUACAAUUUACAGUUAGCCUACUAAAAAAGUUAAAACAAAUAUAUAUUUAAGACAGUUAAAUUUUAAUGUGUUUACUUACUAUAGAAAUAAAACUAUUUAAUUUUGUUAAUCUAAGAGUAAUCUUUUAUCAGAAUUAUUGUGAAAUGUUUAAAAAGUUCAUUGAAUAUUUUCCAAAUUUAUUCAGUAAUAGAAACUGGAUCUAAACGCAACAUAACUUGUCAUACCAUUGGGAGUUGACAAUAAUAAGAUUUUAUAUUUAUAAUUUGACUUGUAUGUUCAAAGUAACAUUGCAAUUUGUGAAUGUGUCAAUAGGAAUGAGUUUACAAAUUAAGGUGAGUGUUGCAAUAAAAAUUGUCAAACCCAUGAUAGAGUAUUAGCUGAUUACUUUAAAGCAUUUUAUUGGUCUGAAACAGAUUGGCCUCAUUUUAGCUUAAAAAUACACAUGAACAGAAGUUGAAAAUAAAACAAAGCUGUAAGACUUUGUGAAAUUGUUUCUAAACAUAUCUGUCAGACAGCAUAUCUGUUUAAAUGAACAAAUAUACAUCAUGAAACUGUAUAGUUAAUAUGAUUUACACUGUUAUUAGAAUCUGUCAGACAGCAUAUCUGUUUAAAUGAACAAAUAUACAUCAUGAAACUGUAUAGUUAAUAUGAUUUACACUGUUAUUAGAAUCAUCUGAUACAAACACCAUGCUACCAUAACACAUUAGUCCCUGUGUGCUUUAUAAUUUGCUUUCUGUGUGUGUAAUAUUUUAACAAACAUUUAUUUUUUUUUAUUUAAAAAUGAUUUAUUUUGAAAAAAGUGUCUAUGUAUUUCCUGACAUAGUCUACUUUGCAUAUAUGAAUGUUUACAUAAAAAUUAUAAAAAAGUUAAUUUUGAGAUAAUAGAUAUACAUACGGUACUAUUUUCCAUAAUAACUAAUUUAUUAUGUGGCACACAAAAUAUUACACGAAACAAAUUUGCAAUAUACUGUACAUGUUUACCUAUUUUAGUAUGUCACAAAUAACAAAAAUUUAGACCAAAACUAGCUAGAUUUUCAGAAGUUAUUCAUAACUAAUUUAUUAGCUAGAUAUAUUGAAUAAUAAUUGUGUAGUAAUUAAAGUUAAUGUUGUAAUUUUCAGUACUAAAGAUUUGUUAUUAUUUAUUUUAAAUUUAGUAUUUUAUUUAUUUUUAUGACAAAAGCUAUAUUUUAUUUAAUAUAGUUAUAGAACAAAGAUUGAUAAUAAAAUACUAAAUUAUAUAUAUAUAUAUAUAUAUAUAUAUAUAUAUAUAUAUAUAUAUAUAUGUGUGUGUACUGUUUUUAUUUGAUUAUAAUUAAAAAGAAAAAAAGUGUUCCCUCUUGGAAACUUUUAUAAAUUGGUAAUUUUGUCCUGGCUCUGUUGUGAUAUAACAAAAACAAAAAGCUUUUGGGUUGCAUUUUAAUAAUAGGCUACCACUGAAUGAGGUGAGUAGUGGAAUUAUUACAGUAAGACAGUAAUAGAGUAAUGUUUUACAUUGUAGAAUCAUUCAAUGUAUUGUUGGACAUUUUAAUCCAUGUUAGCUUUAUAGCAUGAUUUAUUAAGUAAAAAAAAAACAGUAUUGAUGAAUAAAUUCAUAUUUUAAGCUUC
Homalodisca vitripennis (glassy-winged sharpshooter) is the source of this 2122-nucleotide messenger RNA. RefSeq names its product MD-2-related lipid-recognition protein-like. The record is from RefSeq and is a predicted model, not a curated record. Gene Ontology annotation, molecular function: sterol binding. NCBI's taxonomy places the organism in Eukaryota, Metazoa, Arthropoda, Insecta, Hemiptera, Cicadellidae. Gene Ontology annotation, biological process: sterol transport. The coding region runs from base 62 to 541 and encodes 159 amino acids. The transcript is spliced from 4 exons.